CAAGGAGCGUACAAGAAAGCGGCGGAUUAUGAUUCUAAAAACGGAGGGAAAAAGGCAAGCUUGCCUCUCUGAUUUUGUCCCUUCUCCUUCCUUUCUCCUUUUGUUUCCUUCCUAAUCUUUCCCUUCCUCUUCAAGCUUUCUCUAUUUAUUUCUCCAUUACCUUAUCUACCCACUUUCUAUUCUGUGAUUUACUACCAAAAGUCCAAUUCACAGGCAGAACUUUUACACUUGAACUCUCUUUAUCAAAAUCUAUUCUGUCUCUUUUGUGUUUGUUAAAAUGCUCUAUCCAAAACCUUUCUUGUAAUUCACUCCUUGUUUGGUAUCUCUAAAUAAUUUGUUUUGAUUAAGGCCUUUGAAUCUCGGUCUCUCUUUUUCUUUAACAAUGGGGAACUGCCUUAAACAGUCCAAGAAAUCUACGGCCGAGAUAGCUCCUUAUGAUUUUAUCAAAUCCACCGCCGCCACCGCAGUUAAACUGUAUGGCUCUCCCACUUCUGCCUUCACCUCCUACAUCCGCUUUGCUCUUCUCUACAAGACCCUAUCUCUUGAUUUUAUCCCCACCUCCGGCAUGCCACUUAUACUCCAAAUCGGCGCCGAUUACAUUUCAGGAACGCGCGAUACGGUUCUCCAGUUUAUUGAUGCGCAAUUCCCGCAGCCGCCAUUGUUAAUGAAGGAAUGCGACGGGUUUGGUAAAACAACGCUGUUGAUACUGGCGGCGGUGGUGUUGCAGCACAGGAGUGUGAUAUGGCAUCUAGAGAGGAUGGUGAGGUGGGGAGAGGAUCUGGCCGCACGCGGAGGGAGGAAGAAUGUGGAUCCGGCGAUGGGAACACCAAGGAUGGAGAUCAGAAAAUUUAGCAAAAGCUAUUCACAGUUGCUGGAGUUCAUGGUUGAGCACGCACAGAUGGAGGAGCGUGUGGUUUUUCCUAUCCUGGAAAUGGCUGAUCGAGGGUUGUGUAAAGCUGCAAAUGAGGAGCAUGCAAGGGCCCUACCCAUUAUGAAUGGAAUCAAAGAAGAUAUCAAAACCAUUGGAGUUCUAGACACUGGGAGCCCUGACUACCAAGAUGCUCUAUGUAACCUUUCGACUCGGCUCAAAUCAUUACUGGAACAUUCUAAAAAGCACUUUGAGGAGGAGGAGAGAGUUAUACUGCCAUUGAUGGAGGCUGUGGAGCUAAGCAAAGAGCAGCAAAUGAGGACAUUAGAGCAGUGUUUUGAUUUGAUGCAGGGAACUCACUCACAUUUAUUCAACUUUCUACUUGAAGGCCUCCUCCCUUGGGAAGCCAUGCACUACUUGGACUUGAUUAUAAGUUGCAAAGAUGAAGAAAGAGCAGCCUCCAUGCUUCAAAGGAUUAUUGAAUGAUAUGUAGAAGCUGGUUCUACACUCCAUUUACAGGGUACAUAAUACUGGAUUGUCAUAGUACCAAUAAUGUUUUCUAUGCUUUUAAAAGGGAAGCAAAUCAUAGUACUUUGUAAUGCAGAUAAGAUUGUGUAUAGGUUUGUCUGUCAAGUGUUGCCAUUUCUUAAAUAGUGUUUGUUAUUUCAUGAACUUGCCAAGGUAGAAAGUGAAUCUUUUUUAUCUGUACUCUUAAUACGGAAGCAAAUCAUAGUACUUUGUAAUGCAGGUAAGGUUUUGUAUAGGUUUGUCUGUCAGGUGUUGCUAUUUUUAAAAUAAUGUUUGUUAUUGCCUGAACCUGCCAAGGUAGAAAUUGAAUUUUUUUCUGUAGUCUCAA
This is a messenger RNA of Jatropha curcas, 1724 nucleotides long. Its product is annotated as hemerythrin HHE cation-binding domain protein. The record is from RefSeq and is a predicted model, not a curated record. NCBI's taxonomy places the organism in Eukaryota, Viridiplantae, Streptophyta, Magnoliopsida, Malpighiales, Euphorbiaceae.